Molecule: messenger RNA, 2717 nt
Organism: Coregonus clupeaformis (lake whitefish)
Lineage: Eukaryota; Metazoa; Chordata; Actinopteri; Salmoniformes; Salmonidae
Product: GDNF family receptor alpha-2-like
Exons: 8
Coding region: 573-1880 (435 amino acids)
Biological process (GO): nervous system development
Cellular component (GO): external side of plasma membrane; signaling receptor complex
Molecular function (GO): signaling receptor activity
Source: RefSeq, a predicted model, not a curated record
UUGGAGUGUCAAGUCUUCACUCAGCAGUGUCCCUCCUGCGUAGGCUACAGUAGCUGUAGUUUCCAUAAUCCUCCAGAGAAAUGUCAUUGUAAAAGUUAUCUGACUUCAUUAUCGUUGCCAAAUAUUUGUAUUUGCAUAUCGUUUCAAGUGUGGGAGCUGCGAACCGGAUCAUCAGAGCUCUUGAUGCGGAGAGAUGCCACAGUACAUUCGAUAUGUACGGUAUAUAUAUAUAUAUAUAUAUAUAUAUAUAUAUAUAUAUAUAUAUAUAGCCUACGACCUAUGAAAUAACUGCUCACAGACUGGGAUUUAAUUCCUUUACCAAGAGGAUUUUGAGAUUGUCUUUUUUUGUGUUUCCGAAUUUGUGGAUUACUGAGAGUGGAAAUUGUGAAGGCACGUUCCAUACACUAAAUUUGAGUUUUUUGCGCGGAUAUUUAAAUUCUCCCAGUUCUAGUUACGACGGAAUUAACGAUUUGGAAGGGGAAUUACAACACGUCCACAAAAGGAAGAAAUUCAUUCGGAUCCUCACUUUUACGGCUUCUUGACCUUGCAUCUAAUUAGGCUACCAAUUCUUCAUGAUGUGGAUUUAUUUCUGCCUCGUUCUUUUUCUUUUAGAUGGGGUUGUGUUUUCCUGGGGCGGUUCCUCGUCGGCCCUGGUUGGGACGGGUGCCCAUGGCUGGUUGGAUUGUGUGAGGGCCAGUGACAUGUGCAACCAGAACCCCCAGUGCAGCUCCCGCUACCGGGUGAUGCGCCAGUGCCUGGUGGGCAGAGAAAGGGACACCAUGCUGGCCAACAGGGAGUGCCAAUCUGCCCUGGAGGUGCUGCUGGUCAGUCCCCUGUAUGACUGUCGCUGUAAAAGGGGCAUGAAGAAGGAGCUUCAGUGUCUGCAGAGUUACUGGAGCAUCCACAUGGGCCUGACCGAAGGUGGAGAGCUUUAUGAAACAUCCCCUUAUGAACCUGUGAUUCCUGUUCGCCACCCUGAUGCAUUCCGUCUCGCUUCCAUUAUCUCAGGGAUGCAAACUGUCGCCCCUAAAGCCAACACCUGCUCUGACCCCGGCAAGACUUGUAACCAGUGCCUGGAUGCAGCCAAGGCCUGCAACCUCAACAACACCUGUAAGAAACAGCGCUCCACCUACAUUGCCACUUGCAAUAAAGGGGAACCCUGUAACCGUAAGCGCUGCCACAAGGCCCUAAGGCAAUUCCUGGAUCGCGUGCCCAGCGAGUACAGCCACCAGCUGCUCUUCUGCCCCUGCCAGGACCUGGGCUGUGCUGAACGGAGGAGGCAGACCAUCGUGCCCUUCUGCUCCUUCGAGGACAAAGUCAAACCCUACUGCCUGGAGCUCAGGAAGAACUGCCGUCAAGACCCCCUCUGCAGGUCUAGACUGGCUGAUUUCCACAUGAACUGCAUGGUGACUCAGCACACAGUCAGCAGCUGCCCAAAUGAGGACAACUACCAGGCAUGUCUGGCCUCCUACGCUGGCCUCAUUGGGACAGAUAUGACUCCAAAUUACGUGGACGGCAGCUACACCAACUGGACUGUCUCCCCAUGGUGCACCUGUAAAGGAAGUGGGAACCAGGAAGAGGAGUGUGAGAGCUUUCUGAGGGACUUCACAGAGAACACCUGCUUGAGAAAUUCCAUUCAAGCAUUCGGUUAUGGAACAGACAGUCUCUUCCACAAAGCUGAGUCUGUCCCACCAACCCCUUCCAUGAAGCCUGGAUUACAGACCUCAGUCAGCACCUCAGAGCCAUACAACCCCAAUGACGUCCAGCCUGAGGAUGAGGCCCACGGGAAGGGAAAUGGACCAAAGUGCAAUCUCUCAAAAGGCUACAUUUAUGGAGAUGAGGAAAGGAGUGGAGGAGGGAAUGCUUCAUGUUUCUGUUGAUAUGCUAUAUUGCUUUGCUGGGGAAAUGGUGCCUCCACAAAUUGAGAAAGCUGCAGUUACUUGGAGGCAAAUUGUUUGCUAGGUGUUACAGGAAUCAGAGCAAAUUGAAAAUGUUCAAAAUGCUUACAAUGUUAUGGAAAAGCACAUAAUAAGGCCAUGCUAGAGUGGGCAUAACUGAGCAACUCUGGGGUGUACAAUAUCUAGAACAAUACAGAUGUAGUAUCUUAAUUUGAUCACCCUGUUGUUGCAGGAAAUUUUAACUUGUAGCAUAUUCUAGGUUUAAAAAGGCUUCUAAAGUUUGUAAUUUCCAUUUUAAAAUUUCGGAUAUGAUUUGCGCUAACAAAAAAUGUAUCAACCGCUACAAAAAUGAAUUGUAAUCCACACAAUAAUUCACAUUUCCUGAUGCUGCAGGAUUAUUUUCCUGCUGUGGGAUCCUUCAUCUGUAUGUCCCUUCUACCCUUUCUCCUAAUGUACUGUACAACAUAGUUGCCUUUCACAUUGACUGCUGUUGUCCAUGGUAAAAUGUUCUAUAUGUUCUAUAUCUAUAUGUGUAGAAGUACAAUGUUUUGACUGAUAUUGUACAGAAAUAAAACUUAUCCAAAUGUCUAGGAAGCAGAUUAGUACUGUAAAACUUCAGUUAAUAGCCCGGGUGUUUAUUUGCUUAAAUCACUAAACACAACAGACACUUUUUAAAGACAGGAUUCUAUUUGAGCCAGGCAUCUAUUUACUUAAUGCACACAGCUUUUGCUCAUUAGCAUAGUAAAACAAUUUCCCCCAGCAUUUUAAACAAUUACUUCAUUUCCUGCACUAAUGUGUUAUCAUUUACACACUGUCAUG